Molecule: messenger RNA, 1674 nt
Organism: Acanthopagrus latus (yellowfin seabream)
Lineage: Eukaryota; Metazoa; Chordata; Actinopteri; Spariformes; Sparidae
Product: alpha-1-antitrypsin homolog
Exons: 5
Coding region: 89-1390 (433 amino acids)
Biological process (GO): negative regulation of endopeptidase activity
Molecular function (GO): serine-type endopeptidase inhibitor activity
Source: RefSeq, a predicted model, not a curated record
AUAGUGCGGCCUCAGGACAGACGAUCGGGGCUGGUCUUAGUUAAUGUUUCACCAAACUGUCAGCUGACUCUCAGAGCUCCUGUAUAUAAUGAGGAAGCUUCUGUGCAAACUGUCUGCAGCAAAGAGGACUUCGGAGGCUGUAAAGAUGCGUAGUAUCUUUGCUAGUUGUGCACUCGUAGCGCUGCUGCUGGCUGCAGCCUGGGCAGAUCACCACGGCCACGACAACCACAGCCACGACCACAGCCACGACCACAGCCAUGAGGGAGAAAUGACCUGCCACAUAUUGUCCCCUCCCAAUGCCGACUUCGCCUUCGCCCUCUACAAAAGUCUGAAUGCCAAUGCUGCUGCUGGGAAGAACAUCUUCUUCUCCCCGCUGGGCAUCUCCACCGCUCUGUCCAUGCUGUCUGCGGGGGCCAGUGGUCAAACCCACCGGCAGCUGUUCUCCGGCUUGGGCUACAGCGCUCACACCCAGGCAAAGGUCAACGAAGCUUACCAGCAUCUUUUCCACAUGCUCGGCCACAGCCAGCAGGAACAGAAGCUGGAUGUCGGUAACGCCGCCGCGGUGCGCACUGGCUUCAACCCUCUGGCAAAGUUCCUGAAGGAUGUCAAGGACUUCUACUCCGGUGAGAUCUUCAACGUCGACUUUACCAAACCGACCGAGGCUGCAGCAGAGAUCAACAGAUUCAUUGCAAGCAAAACACAGGACAAGAUUCAAGAUAUGGUGAAGGACCUGAGCCCUGAAAUGGCCUUGGUGCUGAUCAACUACGUCUACUUCAGAGGACAGUGGGAGAAACCCUUUGACGGAAACCAGACACACAAAGCCGAGUUCACUGUGGACGAAAACACCAAGGUCCAGGUGGACAUGAUGAAGAGGACCGGCCGCUACGACUUCUAUCAGGACGCAGAAAACCACACCUCCGUCAUCAUGCUGCCCUACAAGGGUAACACCUCCAUGGUGAUCAUCCUGCCUGAGGAAGGCAAGAUGGCCGAGGUGGAGAGCAGCAUCCACAAGGAGCAGAUCCAUCACUGGCACGACUCGCUCUCAAGGAAUUCUGUGGAUCUGUUCCUGCCCAAGUUCUCCAUCUCUGCUGAAGCCUCUCUGGACAGCAUGCUGAAAGAAAUGGGGAUAACUGACGCUUUCGGAGACAACGCCGAUCUCUCCGGCAUAUCUGCCGAGGUCCCGCUCAAAGUCUCAAAGGUGUCCCACCAGGCCGUGCUGAGCGUGGAUGAAACGGGAACAGAGGCGGCGGCAGCCACCACCAUCGAGAUCAUGCCCAUGAGCAUGCCCGAGGUCAUGAGACUCGACCGACCCUUCUUGGUCGUCAUCUGCGAGCACUCGACCAAGAGCAUCCUCUUCAUGGGCAAGAUCAACAACCCGGCAGCCGUGUAAAAGAUGCCAAGGGAAAUGAAUGUUACGUGUACACGCUGCAGCUUCAGUAGCUUCAGGACAUUCGCUAAUUUCUUUUUACCUCAGCAUCCGAAACCCUAAACCCGAGCCUGUCCAGGUGUUUAAAUGUCUUAAUGCAUCAUAUUCUACGGUCUGCAGCACAUCACACAAACACGAGCAGAUACGUCACCAGAAGCAUCUGUUAACACUUCGAGCCAACGUGUUGUUUUUUUUUUCCAUUGCUGUCUAAACAUUGUGAAAUAAAAGAUUGUCGUGAACAACCGGCA